Messenger RNA from Durusdinium trenchii, 576 nucleotides. Lineage: Eukaryota; Dinophyceae; Suessiales; Symbiodiniaceae. The record is from the annotation of a GenBank genome assembly.
AUGGCGGCCAGUUGGGAGGCGCAACGAAAAGAGGAGCGGAAGCAACGGGAAAUGCUCAUGGAACAUUGGCUGAGGCAUUUCUGUGAAGUGGAGUCUGAACGGCGGCAACUGCUGCUGUGGUUGCGGGAGGAAGGACUCACGAGGCCCACCGACUUGGAGUCGCGGAUGAAGCAUGGACAGCGGUUGAAGCAACUGGGCAACGAGUGGUAUGGUAGAGAUGACUAUCGCCGUGCUCUUCAUUGCAACCUGGGCGCGAUCCAUUCGAUCGAUUUUACCCCACAGCAGCAGCUCAGCAUGGACGAGCCACAGCGGCUUGCUCUCGCUCAGCUGUUGCUGCCAAUCUUGAGCAAUUUGACCCAAGUUUUUCUGAAGCGUGGCGACUUCAGCAAUGCGGUGAAAGCUGCCUCCUUGGGGAUGCGCCACGUGAACAAGCUCCCAGAGGAGGAGAAGACCACCUUCAAGGCCAAGCUGCGCUUUCGCCGCGCGCUGGCGCGUGGCGAGGCGGGCCCUGAGAGGGACCUGGAGAGCGCGCUGGAGGAGCCUCGGACCCGACGAACGCGGCUUUUGGAAGGAUGA